Molecule: messenger RNA, 1702 nt
Organism: Vanessa atalanta (red admiral)
Lineage: Eukaryota; Metazoa; Arthropoda; Insecta; Lepidoptera; Nymphalidae
Gene: Rcd6
Exons: 7
Coding region: 506-1672 (388 amino acids)
Source: RefSeq, a predicted model, not a curated record
CGUAAGCGCGCGCGUUCUUUUUUCAAGUUUAGUGAUCAGUUAAAGUAAAAACGACUAUAUUACUUGUUUUUAAGUUUUAAAAGGGAUAUUUAAGUUUAAUCUUUGUUUUAAUAUGUGUUUUGUGUCUUAGUGUAUCGAUAUCUUGUUUCGUACGGAUGGUUUGUGUUUCUUUGUGAGGAUGACGAAGAAUCAUACGUGGAAAACGACAUUAGAAACUGCCUUUUCGAUGAUGAUUGAAUAGAUGUCAGUUUCAAAUACGCGGGAGUCCAUCUUUAUUUACCUGUAAAGAUUAUCUCAAAAAUUAUUGCUGCAGAAGCGUCAAUCAAAUUUCGAAAAAGCCAAUGACACCAACAAAAAGUCAUACUAGUCCAAACAUUUUGAACAUAUCAUGAAGAAAAAAGAUCAUGCAAUUUGUUUUUGAAGAAUAAUGCGUCAACAUUUUGAAUAGUAAUUGGCGUCGCCGUUCAAGUUCAAUCGAUUUCGUUUGUUAGUAUAUUUGUCAUAUAUGAAGGUGGAUAAUAUAAACACAAUGUCAGUCAGCAAUGACCUGAGUGACACAGACUCCUCUCCGAAAUUACGGAUGAAGCCAGCUAUCAGCAGGAUAUUCUGCUGCAGCGUGACAGCAGCCUCAGGUUUUGUUGCCGCUUAUGCUCUGGUAGCAUACGCGAUAGCUUUAAUCUACGAGAUAGUUUGGGUGGUGGAGUCGCAGAGCGGAUUGCCGAUACCAUCUGUUUUAUUGAUGAUCUGCUAUUGCAUCAUUAUCGCGGCCACAGUCACCUUGGUCCAUGGCCUCAUAUCGAAAAACAACACAUACCUACUGGCGUGGCUGAUCGCAGUCAUACUGGUGUUGAUACCAGAAUGUGCUCUAGUCUUCUAUAUGUCCAUCAGCCAUUGGGGGCUGCAGGGCGUGUACGGCGGCGCGGAGCUGGCGUGCUACGUGGCGCGCCUGCCCGCCGUGGUGUGCGGCGUCGUGCUCGUGCAGUCCGCCUACGCGCUGCGGGAGGCCAGAAAAGGUGAAUAUGGCAACACAGUACCGGUGAGCGGCAGUGAGUUCGAUGCCAGUCACUUCGUGCCAGACACGCCCAGCGCUUUUACCAAUGAUGGUUUCUUGGCUGAUAACGGUAAAUCAGGUUCGAUGCCAGAUCUCCGUCGUCACUUGGCGUCCCGGCAAUCGAUGAACAUGGGCUACCCGAUGAUGUUGCCGCAGCCUCCGCCAGCCUACUGGCAACACCUCGCCGAUCGGCAAUACGCCGCCAGUCUGCGAGGAUACCCUAAAUCCUUCCCCCAACCGCAAACUUACGGUACCUGGGUUGGCCCAAGAACCGGACCCCUCGAUAACCCCUACAAGAGGAGACAUUCUGUCGUGGGUGCGUUCAAUAGCGAUGAAUAUCCCGCCAAGGGCUACGAGUUCGAAGACAGGAUGGAUUGCAAAAGUGAAAUGGCGUAUCCCUACCGACAAUAUAUGUACGAUCCCCGAAUGUUCCCUCCAGAUUAUGACCCCAGGUUCUUCCAAGACUUCAAAAGAGAGGAUCCGUAUGGAAUGAAUCUGAGACACGAUCCUUACCAUUUCAGUGGAUCGAGGGAGAGGGUGUACUACGGCAUGAGGAACAGUCACAAUUCGGUGGGAAACGAAUCCGAUGACUUGACGAAAUAUAAAGAUGUCGCCCUGUAGAAAAAUCCAUAGACUGAUUUCAUGUUAAUC